UAAUAAGGCAAGGCGUAAGCGUUCACGUGUCGCCAUGUGGACGGCUUUAUUCCCAAGAUAAGUAAUUGCGGCUCCUAGACGGCCAGAUAUGUCAAACUCUCUCCUUUCGCCACAUGUCCCAAUUAUAUACGAAGUACCAUCGAUUAUGGUACCCUAAACUAAACUAGUACUCAAAAAACAGCAUAUUCUUUUUUAUUUUUUUUUAAAUUUAAUUUGUAUAUAUAGCAAGCCUCUUUUUUCUUUUCUUUUCUCCUUAAACCGAAGGUAGAUCACAAGGCCAAAAAAAAAAAAAUAGCUCUGCUUCUCACUUGCUUUUACUUCUGUCUAUGUACUCUGUUCCAUGGAGUGGAAAAGAGGACACCCGAUCGGCCGUGGAGCCACCUCAACAGUCUAUCUCGCCACGGACAACGAUUCAGGCGAACUAUUAGCCGUUAAGUCAACGGAUCUUUCUUCUUGUUUGGUUUUCUUGAGGAAAGAAAAGAGUUUUCUUUCAAAGCUAAGCUCUUCUUACAUUGUAAAGUACUUGGAUUAUUUUGUCACUACAAAUGAUCAAAACAACUGUUCUCGCACACACAAUCUUUGCAUGGAGUAUAUGACCGGUGGCACACUUUCCGAUGAGAUCAGACGGCGAGGAGGGAGGCUUGAUGAAUCUUUGAUCAAGCUCUACACGUAUCAGAUUCUUCAAGGUUUGGAUUACCUUCAUGGGAAAGGACUAGCUCAUUGUGACAUCAAGAGCCAGAAUAUCUUGGUUGGUGAAGAGGGUGUCAAAAUUGCUGAUUUGGGCUGUGCUAAAUUGGUGAGAAGAGUUGAUUGGAUCGAAGAUGAAGAUUUGUACGAGUGGGAUGCUGCAUCUAAAAUCUCUGGGACACCGGCUUUUAUGGCGCCGGAAGUGGCGCGUGGGGAACAGCAGGGUGUUGAAGCUGAUGUAUGGGCUUUAGGAUGUACAAUAAUUGAGAUGGCCACCGGUGGUGGACCUUGGCCGGAGUUGAAUGAUCCGGCUUCGGCGCUUUACCAUAUAGGAUAUAGGAAUUGCUUGCCAGAGCUUCCAAGUUGGCUGUCGGAGGAAGGAAAGGACUUCUUGAGCAUGUGUUUAAAGAGGGACUCAAAGGAGAGGUGGACAGCUAAGGAACUUGUUGGCCACAGAUUUGUUCAAGUGUUGGAGUCUCAUUUGGGACAAUAUGAGGCCCAAAAGACAUCUCCUAGUGGUGUUUUGGAUAGAGACUUGUGGGAUUUGUUGGAACUGUCGGAGUCUAAUAAUAGUAGUAGUAGUAAUGAAGAGGUUCAACUUGAUGUCUCGUUUUUGAGUUCAGCAGCUAAGGAAAGGAUAAAGGUUUUGAUUGGUAGUGGUGACACAUUUUCUUGUCUUCCAUGCACACCUGAUUGGGGUUGGAGUAGUGAUGAUAAUGAUGAUUGGUUCACUGUUAGAAGCAAUGAUUUUGAAGAAGACCCAGUUCUGGAUUCUACUACUACAACAUCUUUCGAUUCAAUUUUUCACGAACAAGGAGAGAUUGUUUAUCCCUCAUUAUUUGAUGAAAUGUCGUUUGAUUAUUAUUAUUCUGUUGAAUCUAUUAGUACAAAUAUUAGUUGUGAAACAAGUUUUGUUAUGACAUGUAAUGAUGUUGAUCUCCAACUCCAAAACGAAAGUACAAAUAAAGAAAAGAAAUCAAUUUUUUCCCACUGUCACUAUGGAUUCAUACCUUUUACUUUCUUGUUUUCUCAUUCUCAAUAUUUUUUAUUUGAGUUAAUUACGGGAAAAUUUUCAAAAGUUUUACUUCCUUAACUAGCAAUUAAACCUCCAAACUCAAGCCCAUUUUGUUAGCAAUUUGUCAUUCUAUUUAUUUUUGGUUGUUAAGAGUGAUGGUAAAAUGUCCAUGUGUAUAUAUUGUAUACAUAGUACAAUUCAA
This is a messenger RNA of Cannabis sativa, 1904 nucleotides long. Its product is annotated as mitogen-activated protein kinase kinase kinase 18. Gene Ontology annotation, molecular function: ATP binding; protein kinase activity. The record is from RefSeq and is a predicted model, not a curated record. The coding region runs from base 341 to 1780 and encodes 479 amino acids. Gene Ontology annotation, biological process: protein phosphorylation. The transcript has a single exon. Lineage: Eukaryota; Viridiplantae; Streptophyta; Magnoliopsida; Rosales; Cannabaceae.